GAUGCAAAGCAGACACGAGUUGUGUUGAGUUGUGUUUACAUUCAAUAAUGCAUUCAAACGAGUCUUAAAUUGUGAUUAAAACUAAACCAUAGACUCAAUCGUCAAGUGAUGUCCAAAACUCCAGACAAUAGUAAAGCCACUACUGAUGGACACAAGAAGAAGGCCCACAGCUCAACGGCACCGACCGGUGGCAGUGGUGGCGGACCGGCGACCGCAGCGCCGGCUCCGGCAUCGGAUCCAUUGGACAGACAACUGACGCCCGAAGAGCUGGAGAUAUACCCCGAGAGGAGAGGCGGACGGAUCCACAAGAAUUGGGUGGAGAGGAUGGUUGACAGAGAGGACUACAAUAAGAUUAUAUGCGAGAAACGAGUCAACGAUGUCAUUGAGUCGAGUCCGUUAGUAAAGCUAAUGAUGUCCGCUAUGAAAUCGCACGGAUGUGAGGUCAAUAUCCGGCGCCAUAUAUCAUGCGAGUGCUGUUCAGAUGCUGUCACCGGCGGUUACGAUCCGCAGCUGAACCAAGUGGUGGUCUGUCAGAACCGAAUCUGGAAUAAGGGGAUAAUCCGCGGUAUUCUCGCCCACGAAUUCCUCCAUAUGUUUGAUUACUGUCGCACGAAAUUUGAUUUCAAUAAUCUCGAACACAUUGCCUGCUCCGAGAUACGAGCGGCUAAUCUGUUCCACUGUUCAAUGAUUAGCUCUAUGCUCUUGGGAACCACCAGACCCUGGAAUGUAGCCAAAACACAUGCCAAUUGUGUGAAGAGUAAAGCCGUCGGUUCAAUAAUGGCCGCGCGUAAAGACUUGAGUCCGGACGAGGCGUGGAGUAUUGUGGACAAAGUGUUUGACAAAUGUUAUAACGAUUUAGAGCCACUCGGGCGACGGCUUAGGGCCAACUCUAAGGACAUGGAGUGGGUCUAUAGGGAUAGAUUUCAUUAUAAUUAUGACUCCAUUUAAUUCAUUAGAUUUAUAGUUUGUGUUUU
This is a messenger RNA of Medioppia subpectinata, 974 nucleotides long. The record is from the annotation of a GenBank genome assembly. Lineage: Eukaryota; Metazoa; Arthropoda; Arachnida; Sarcoptiformes; Oppiidae.